AAUACACUUUAUUGCACCCCAUAACACAAUUUACAUUCAAAUACAUACUCACAUACAUAUAAUAAAUAAACAACAUAUCAAAAGAAAAAGGAUAAUAUUCCGAAUUAAUACGUUGUCGUACAUGUUAGUUAAUGAAUGUACAGCUUUAUCUAAACGGGCGAGGUCGACGUGCGGCUGAACCCAGUGGGGCGCGGCGCGGCGUGGCGGGGCAGCGACGCGCGGGCACAAACAUUUCUAGAACAGUUCAUACAUAGAGAGCGGGACGGGAACUCGUCGCGCGUGACGCGAUCUACGCCACAAUGGACGUGGGACGCUUAAUCGAAUGCGUCAAAGACCACGUGUACUUAUACGAUAUAAAACAUAAGGAUUACAAAAACAUCGCACUCAAAACGGCCGUGUGGGAAGCCAUCGCGAAGGAAUUACAUCAAACAUGCGAUACCGUGAAAUUAAAAUGGAAAACGAUAAGAGAUGGGUAUAUAAAAUACAAAAAACAGGUUAAGGAUAGCGCCUUCAACGGUAAAAAGAUAAACGACUACAUAUGGAGAUCGCAAUUAGUUUUUUUGGACAGUCACAACGUGACAAGAAACUCCAAGGCGAAUCAGAAUAAUCAAAAGGCUUUAACGCAGCUACAAACCGAAGAUUCGCCCGGUGAGGCAGCUUGGCACUCACCAAAACCCGAAGCGCACACAUCCCAAGAAUCGCAAAGCCCGUCCGAUAUGAAUUAUCAAAAUGAAUCGAGACUGACCAAGCGCAAGGCUGAAGACGACGUGGACAAAAUUCUAAAUUAUUUAGUUAACAAAAAAGAAAAAAAAUAUGAUGCCGUUGAUUAUCUGUUUAUGAGUUACGCGGAAACGUUCAAGACCUUCUCGUCUCGAACUCAAACCGAUAUGAAAUUGGAAUUAGCUAAUUUAUUUCUUAACGCCGAACUAAAAGAGUUUGCGAACGCCGAAAGCGCUCAGAGACUGACCGCAGAGGCCCAGUCCGGUUCGGAUAGUUCCAGUAGCUCAAGCGAUUCGGAUAACUGCGAGAAUUCUCAAACAGAUCCCAUAGGAACGAUGGAUGUUAAAAUUGAAAGGUCAUCGACGCCUGAUUACUUUGAGCAGAAAUUUUAGUUUGAAUUAUGGAUGAGUAUGUUCGAAUUUGAGUUUAACGAGACAUGUUAUAUGUUUAAAAGUACAAUGGUACCGAGAGACGUAGGCCACAGAAAUACAACAUAAAUUGACUAGCGAUUUCGAUUUAGAAAUUAGGAAAUUCUUCUUCUUUUUCUCCACCUUAUCCUAUUAAGUGGGGUCGGCACAGAUAAUUUUUCUAUUCAAUUCUCUUCUAUUAGCCGUCAUCUCAACAAUCACCCCUCUCUUUCAUAUCGUCAUUUACACACUCCAUCCAUGUCUUCUUCGGUCGACCUCUUCCCCCUCUACCUUGCACUAAAUUAGGACAUUAAAUUAAAUUAUAAUAUAAUGAUAUUCUUUGUUGCCAUGACUAGGUACCAAGUAAACAAUGUGAUCUGUUGUUAUUUUGUUUCAGAAACCUUAUUAAGGUUUUCAAUUUAAAAUUAUUAUACACGAGACAUCCAGUGUAAUAAUUCCAAGUCAUAAUCUUUCAUCUACAUUAUAGCGUAGAUGUAUUCUCUUGAAAGUUUGUAAAAAGAAUUUAGUGUGGUUUAAUGGCUUUUGAAGUUAAUGUUCUUACGAACCGAAUGAUGUUUAGUGAUUAUAGACAACUGAACGUAAAUGCCGCUACUCACUUGGAAACAUGAGGCCGAAGUCGUCGAAUAAUGAGGUCGAACAAUACAGUGAGGCGUCUCGUGAGCCCCCGUCGAUAGGUACCAAUAGUAGCAGCAGUAGAAGUGGUUGCUUUUCGGUUUGAAAGGCGGGGCGGCAGUAGUACUAUAAAAACUGAGACCUUAGAACUAUUAUUUCAAGGUGGCGGCAAUUACGUUGUAGAUGUCUAUGGGCUCCAGUAACCAUUUAACACCAGAUGGGGCCCUGAGUUCGGCCACCAUCUAAGCAAUAAAAAAAGUCUUAACUGUAUAUUAUUUAAAUAUUGUUGAACCAUCACUGUCUCGCGCCAAAAAUGACUGAUCUCAAAUGCUGGUUCAUAAUACGCUACCACCGAUAUAGUAGUGACGCUAGUUAAAUAGUACAUGUUUUUUAUUAUAUCGUAUAGUUCCUUCAUCGUGGAAGUUAUUAGUGAACCUAUCUUAAAUAUUUAUGUAUUAUAUUAUAUUUGAAUAAUAAUAAUAAAUCGUUCGAAAUUAGAAUAA
Molecule: messenger RNA, 2263 nt
Organism: Bombyx mori (domestic silkworm)
Lineage: Eukaryota; Metazoa; Arthropoda; Insecta; Lepidoptera; Bombycidae
Exons: 2
Coding region: 300-1112 (270 amino acids)
Biological process (GO): regulation of transcription by RNA polymerase II
Cellular component (GO): nucleus; transcription regulator complex
Source: RefSeq, a predicted model, not a curated record